Messenger RNA from Aspergillus japonicus CBS 114.51, 1083 nucleotides. Its product is annotated as FMN-binding negative transcriptional regulator. Lineage: Eukaryota; Fungi; Ascomycota; Eurotiomycetes; Eurotiales; Aspergillaceae. The transcript has a single exon. Bases 290 to 1063 code for a protein of 257 amino acids. The record is from RefSeq and is a predicted model, not a curated record.
AUGGAUUUUCGAUUACAUGCUGCAUCUAUGGCAAAUUGAAGGGAUCUGGAAACGCUAAACCUAAUCGGGUGAGCGAGAGCGAUGCUAGCGCAAGGUAGACCCACAAACUACCCGAUCGGGUGUACCAGAACGAUCCCGGGCCCCAAUUCCUUCCAUUGGCAUUGUCAUCAUUGGAGAAAGUUGAGUAUGGAUAAGGAUACCCCUAUAAGAAGGUCACAUCCUCCUCAAGCAUUAAUGCCAAACCCUUCGCUCACUGCCCACCAAAACGAACCAUCCCCUAAAAGCCAACAUGUUCAUCCCCAGCGUCCACGCCGAAACCGACACAGAGGCCCUCCUCCAAUUCAUCCACGACAACCCCCUGGGCCUCCUCAUCACCGGCAUCCCCUCCUCGGUCCAUGACUUCCUGCAAUGCACCCACGUCCCCUUCGUCCUCGACCCGCCCACCCAAACCGAGCCCGCCCGGCUACGCGCGCAUAUCGCCAAACAAAACCCGCAAGUCAAGGCCCUCCUCGAGACAGCCCCACAGAACGACAACAACCCAACGCCGGAGAUCCUCACGCAUGCACAAGAAGUCCUCGUUGUGUUCACAGGAAGCCACCACCACUACGUCACCCCGAAAUUCUACACCCAGACCAAACCGGACACCGGCAAGGUCGUGCCCACCUGGAACUACGCCGCCGUCCAGGUCUACGGCAAGCUCUCGGUGUACUACGAUUCCCGCUGCGCGAAGUCAGGCCAGUUUCUCGCGAAGCAGAUGCGCGAUCUGUCGGCGCGGUGCGAGCGCGGGAUUAUGGGGUUUACCGGUGAACAGGGGCGGCAGGGCCCGUGGACGGUUGAGGAUGCGCCCGAGCGGUAUAUUGAGCUCAUGCAGCGGAAUAUUGUCGGGGUGGAGAUUGAAGUCUGUAAGGUGGAGGGGAAGGUCAAGAUGAGUCAGGAGAUGCGGAAGGGGGAUCGCGAGGGGGUCGUCCGGGGUUUUGCGGGGUUGGGGGGCGAGACGGGGACGGCGAUUGCGGAGUUGGUGCGUGAGAGGGGGGAGAUGGCGGAGAGGAAGAAGGGGCUGUAGUGUAGGAUUUGUUGAUGGUC